This is a messenger RNA of Parnassius mnemosyne (clouded apollo), 3465 nucleotides long. The record is from the annotation of a GenBank genome assembly. NCBI's taxonomy places the organism in Eukaryota, Metazoa, Arthropoda, Insecta, Lepidoptera, Papilionidae.
AUGGCUUCGAAAACGAAAAUUGACAGUACUGUCAACUCAGGUAGGUCUAAAGUUACUGUGACAACGGCAGGAGUGAUGUCCGCAGGAAUUUCACGCAAACGAAUUCCCUCGACCACUGGAGGAAGUACUCCAGAGUCACCCGUGAAGACACGCAUAUCCGAUGGAUCCCCAGCAUACACCAGCUUAUCAACACCAGAAAGCUCACCAGCGAGUCUCUCAGCUAAAGCAAACCGGUUGUACCAAGAGGCAAAAACCCAAAUGGAACAGUCGGGUAAUAUAAAGACUUCAAUAAAGGAGACAGUGCUCAGCAAUCUAGCGGGGAUGUAUGAGAUUAUUCUCCGAUUGAGUGAGUCGAGACAGACACUCCAUGCACAACUCGAAAAAGCCCGAGCAGAAAGUACAGCGACAUUAUUAAAACGCGAGAGGGAACACGCGGAGCAACUAACAAAAGCGCAUAAAUUAAGAACUGUAACCUCAACCGAAUCGCCACCAACAAUCGAUUUAAUAAACGAGCUUAUAGAAAACUUACAAGACCAUGCGAAAACAGUAGUGGAAUGUAAACAACAUACCAUAAUGCUCACCGAACAACUGAAACAAACUCCACAGAAUAACAACUUGGAACGAACUUAUGCACAAGCAGUAGGCUCCCAGGGAAUACUUAAAAGACACGUUGGAACACGCGUGGUUCAACGAAACAAUAACAGGACAAAGCCUGUAAAGGCGGCCAUAGUGGUUUUUGACGAGAAUGUGGAGAUUAUUGAAAGCCCCACAUUGACAACAGAAAAUAUAGCAGUUGCUAUAUUAAAAACAAAUGAAUGGACCAUGGGAGUCAUAUCGAUCUACAUGGAGGAUUAUAUGCCAAUCGAACCAUAUUUGGACAACAUAAAAGCCAUUGUUAGGACCAUAGGAACCACCAAAAUACUGCUUGGAGGAGAUAGUAAUGCAUGGAGCACAUGGUGGGGAAGUGUGACAGAAGAUCAUAGAGGAGAGGCACUGUCGGGAACAUUAGAAGAGCUAAACUUGCAAAUUCUUAAUAUCGGGAACGAACCAACAUUUGACACCAUAAGAGGAGGGAAACACUACAAGAGUCAUGUUGAUAUCACGGCAUGCACAUUGGAACUACUAGGAGUCGUAAAUGAUUGGAGAAUAGAUAAACAUGUAACUAGCUCAGACCAUAAUGCGAUUAGAUUUAAUAUAAAAUUGAAAAGACCAACACAAGACAGACAAAGAAGUACGACAAGAAUAUUCAAUACGAAAAAGGCUAAUUGGCUCCUAUUUAAAGAAGAAUUGACAAACCAAAUAAAAAGAAGGAAUAUAGAUAAAAAUGAGAUCAAUAACAUUGUAACUAAGAAAGCUUUAGAACUAAUGAUAGAAAAUUACAUUGACGGUGUAAAGAAAACAUGUGAAAAGACGAUAUCUCUAAUUAAAUUUAAGAACAGACCGAAAAUAAUAUGGUGGAAUGAAGACUUGGAAAAAUUGAAAAGAGACAUGAACACCAAAAAGAGAAGAAUACAAUGUGCUGCACCAAGCCGUAAAAUAUGGGUAGUGAAUGAGUUCCUCCUAGCAAAAGGGAAAUAUGAAGAGGAAGUAAUAAAAGCCCAAACAGAAAGUUGGAACAACUUCUGCACAAAACAGGAUAGCGAGAGUAUGUGGGACAGUAUCUAUAGAGUAAUGGCAAAAACGACCAAAAGAUACGAAGACCAACCACUCGUAAGGAAUGGGAUAGCUCUGAGUGUGGAUGAAUCAGUGAAGUGGCUAACUGAGACUUUCUUUCCAGAUGAUCGUGAAGAAGACGAUAAUGCAGAACAUCAGCUAACAAGAUUAACAGCAAGCAAACCUGACUCAAAAGCUACUGACAAAAUGGAUCCGCCUUUCACUAUGGCUGAACUUAAUUACGUGAUAAACACCUUUAAUCCAAAAAAGGCGCCAGGUCCAGACGGUUUGACUGCGGACAUAUGCUCAGUUGUAAUAUCCCAAGAACCAGAAGUCUUCCUGAAUAUAGCGAACAAAUGCCUACAACUGUCACAUUUCCCAAUACCCUGGAAAGAAGCGAGGGUGAUAGUGAUAAGAAAACCAGGCAAAGAUAACUAUCUGGCCCCAAAAUCUCAUAGACCAAUAGGACUUUUGUCAGUCAUGGGCAAAAUGCUUGAGAAAAUGUUCAUAAGGAGGAUUAUAUGGCACCUCCAACCUCAAGCAAAUCCUAGGCAGUAUGGUUUCGUCCCACAACGCAGCACUGAGGACGCUCUGUAUGACCUGUUAAAACACAUACGACAAAACUUGACCAAAAAACUCAUAAACGUAAUAGUGUCGCUCGACAUAGAAGGAGCGUUUGAUAGCGCCUGGUGGCCGGCAAUACAGUGCCGACUGGCAGAGAAACGCUGCUCCAUUGGGGGCCCCACAUUUUGGAAUAUUCUACUAGACCCCCUGUUGGAUGGGUUGGAGAAACGUGGGGUAUAUUGUCAAGCAUUUGCUGACGAUGUUGUCCUGAUAUUCUCCGGAGGAACUAGCUCAGUUAUACAAGAUAAUGCCAACAACAUCUUGGCAUAUGUACAUGAAUGGGGAGUCAAAAAUAAACUCAAAUUCGCGCCACAUAAAACAAAGGCUAUGAUUAUAACCAAGAAGCUUAAAUAUGAGACGCCACAUAUACAAAUGGGAGGAACUGAGAUAACAUUAGUGGAAGAAAUGAAACUACUCGGCCUUACAAUUGACCACAAAUUGACUUUCCAGAAACAUGUGCAACUAGUUUGUCGCAAAGCCGCUAAUAUCUACAAGCAACUCGCACGUACAGCUAAAAUUGAGUGGGGACUAAAUCCGGGGAUUAUCAGGACAAUAUAUGUAGCAGUGGUAGAACCGAUAAUCUUAUAUGCAGCUAUUGCGUGGGCAACAGCAUCAGAAAAAAUUACUAUUCAAAAACAGCUGAAUGUAAUCCAGAGAGGAUUCGCGCAAAAAAUGUGCAAAACUUACCGAACAGUCUCCCUAAAUGCCGCACUACUCCUAUCAAGAUUGCUUCCUCUAGAUCUUCGGGUCCAAGAAGCAGCCUCUCUUUAUAAAGCAAAGAAAGGUGAACCUCAGGAGAGAAUAGGUUAUAGGAAGAUAGAAGGUAGAGUCUGCUUCCUAAAGGCACAACAUCCAGCCAAGGAAGUAGAAAUCACAUACGAAUGCCUGGAAGAUACUCAGCCUGAAACACUUAGGAAACACAACAUCAUGGGUGAUCAAAUUUACACAGACGGGAGCAAAAUUGAGGAAUGUGUUUGUGACAGUCAAAAAGAAGAAAGUGUAGAACAUUUACUAUUAGAAUAUCCUAAAUACUUACAAGAUAGAUUUAAAUUAGAAAUGGUUACAAAUAUGCAACCUAAAAAAGAAAAUAUUAGUAAAUUGUUAGCAUGUAAGAAGCAUAGAAAUAGGUUUAUAACAUACUGUAUAGAUAUAGCAAAAGAUGUAAUAAAUAGAAAUAAGACUAAGUAA